Messenger RNA from Saprolegnia diclina VS20, 849 nucleotides. RefSeq lists its product as hypothetical. NCBI's taxonomy places the organism in Eukaryota, Oomycota, Saprolegniomycetes, Saprolegniales, Saprolegniaceae. The transcript is spliced from 7 exons. The record is from RefSeq and is a predicted model, not a curated record. The coding region runs from base 4 to 804 and encodes 266 amino acids. Gene Ontology annotation, cellular component: membrane.
CCGAUGGCGUCCAAGCUGGCCGGGCUCGCAGUCCUCGUCGGCGCUGCGAUUGCUGUCGGCGUCCUCUGGCACUCGGCGUCGUCCUCCUCCUUCAACCACAGCGUCCACUGGCUGCGCGCGCACCCGGCGACCGGCGGCCUUCUUUACAUACUGCUCUACACGUGCUGCGUCGUGCUAUGCCUGCCUGCGACGCUCUUUGAGCUCGUCGCUGGGUACAUCUUCGGCUUUUGGGGCGGCUGGGUCAUCUCGAUUGUUGGCAAGACGACCGGCUCGUGCCUCUCUUUCUACAUUGGUCGCUACUUUCUCCACGCUCGCGUCUUGCGAAUCCUCGAGUCGGGCGCGCCCAUGUUCCGGGCCCUCGGACUCUUGCUCUCGCGCCCCGACAUGAAGUGGAAGAUCGUGUGCCUGGCGCGCGUCGCGUGGAUGCCCAUCGCAAUCAAAAACUACGGUCUUAGCGUGCUUCCGGUGCCAUUCCCAAUGUUCUUUUGGUCGACUCUGAUCUUGGGUACUCCGUUUGGCGGCAUCUCGUGCUACCUCGGCCACUCGGCCACCGAGGUGUCGUCGCUCCUCUCGGGGAAGCACGAGUCGGGCUAUUUCAAGGUCAUUCUGAUGGCGGUUGGUGCAACGAGCGGACUUACCUUGCUUUGCCUUGUCGGCUACCAAACGCGCAAAUAUAUUGAGGAGCUCGCGGCUGCCGAGCGCGACGGCGAUCUCGAGCUCAUGGGCGGACAGCACACGCACGAAUACGCCCCGAUUCGCUCGUUCGACGAGGUCGAGAGUAGUCCUAGUAGUAGUAGAAACUAAACAUUUACAUAGAUCACGAUCGAGCUUGUACUCGAUGAUCAUCAA